Thyridium curvatum is the source of this 1254-nucleotide messenger RNA. RefSeq lists its product as uncharacterized. Gene Ontology annotation, cellular component: nucleoplasm; nucleolus. The record is from RefSeq and is a predicted model, not a curated record. NCBI's taxonomy places the organism in Eukaryota, Fungi, Ascomycota, Sordariomycetes, Thyridiales, Thyridiaceae. The coding region runs from base 1 to 1254 and encodes 417 amino acids. The transcript has a single exon.
AUGGCCAAGGUCAAGAAGAACGAGAAGCCAAAGGCGCCCAAGGCCUCUGCCGGCAGCCCCCCUGCACAGCUACUCGACCUCGUCGAGAACUUCCUUUCGGAUCACUCCUUUGAUAAGGCCCAUGAGAAGUUCAAGCAAGAAAGGGCCCGCAACGGCUGGCAGGAUGCAGAGGCUGAGAAGAAGGCCGGCAAGGGCCACUCUCACUCCCUCGUCAGCGUCUUUCAAACGUGGGAAACCAGCCUCAAGGACUCGGAGGGCAAGGCCAGCAAGAUCAAGGGCGUGACCAAGGUCAGCUCCAGCAGCGACUCGAGCGAUUCGAGCGACAGCGAAGACGAGGGUGGCGAUGUGGACAUGAAGGACGCAGCGGCCGCCGACGAGUCGAGCUCCGAGUCUUCCAGCAGCAGUGAGAGCUCCGGCGAGAGCUCCAGCGAAUCCGAUAGCGAUGAUGAGAAGCCUGCUAAGUCGGCCAAGGCUGCCAAGGACGCCGCCGCCGCCAACCCAUUGAAGCGCAAGGCUCAGUCUGACAGCGAGUCGUCCUCGGACGAGUCGUCAGACUCUGACAGCUCUGAUGAGUCGAGCUCGUCCAGCUCCGAGGACGAGCGCCCCCAGAACAAGAAGCAGAAGGUUACCGCAGACUCUGAGUCCGAGGACGACUCCGACUCCAGCUCAGACUCAAGCUCUGAGUCUUCUGAUUCGGACUCGGACUCUGAUUCCGACUCUGACUCGGAUUCGGACGCUGAAGCCGAGAAGGCUGCCAAUGUCCCUCUCCCCGAGUCCGGCUCCGACUCCGACUCCGGUUCCAGCUCCUCGGACUCAAGUGACAGCGAGUCUUCCGAGUCGGAGGACGAGUCGAAGAAGUCCAAGUCCAAGGCCAGUCGUGCCAAGUCGCCCCUUAAGAACGGCUCGGAAAGCUCGGCCACUCUGGGCAAGACUUCGCCCGAGACGUUCCCCGUCUCUACCUUUGCCCCCUUGCCCCCAGACCCGACCAAGACCAACAACCGUGGCAAGGCGGCGAAAGAGCCCAGGCAGCAGAACGAGCCGUUCUCGCGCAUCCGGAGGGACAUCCAUGUCGACCCCCGGCUGUCCUCUAAUGCCUUCGAAGACAAUGCCCACGGGUGGGGCCAGAAGGCGCACGAGGACCUGAUCGUCACUCGCGGCAAGGGUUUCACCAAGGAGAAGAACAAGAAGAAGAGGGGUAGCUACAAGGGUGGCUUUAUCGACACCAAUGUCCGCAACGGUAUCAAGUUUGACUAG